Messenger RNA from Rotaria sordida, 1260 nucleotides. Lineage: Eukaryota; Metazoa; Rotifera; Eurotatoria; Philodinida; Philodinidae. The record is from the annotation of a GenBank genome assembly.
AUGUCCAAACGUACAGCAACAAAACGUAAAGCUGCUACAACAGCUGAACAUGAAAUCAAGCGUGCUAAAGGUGAAACGAACCUUUUUAAUUUAAAAUGGUAUGAACAUGGUGAACCGUUAUCCAAAGGUUUUGUUCCAUUAGUUUAUCUCUAUGGUGAUACAUUACCUGGUUGUUCAAAAAUUGCUUCAUUUGAUAUGGAUUCAACAUUAAUUAGUGUUAAAUCUGGAGCUAAAUUUGCUAAAAAUCAUGCAGAUUGGAUAUGGUGGCAUGAAACAGUUCCAAAAAAACUUGCCGAACUUCAUAAAGAUGGUUAUCGUUUAAUAAUAUUUACAAAUCAAGGUGGUAUUGAAAAACAUCAUACAAAAUUAGAUGAUAUAAAACGUAAAUGUGAAAAAUUAAUUGAAGAAACUAAUGCACCUAUUUAUGUAUUUAUUGCAACUGGUGAAAAUCAUUUUCGAAAACCAGCUACAUCAAUGUAUGAUUUUUUUGUUGAAAAUUGUAAUCAAAAUGUUGAAAUUGACAAGAAAAAUAGUUUUUAUUGUGGUGAUGCUGCUGGUCGAAUAAAUAAUUGGACAGCAGGAAAGAAAAAAGAUUUUUCAUGUGCUGAUAGAAAAUUUGCUCAUAAUAUUGGUUUAACUUUUAAAACACCUGAAGAAUGUUUUCUUGAUGAAGCACCAACUACUAAAUUCGAAUGGGGUUCAAUUAAUCCAGGUGAAUAUAUUAAUAAAUUAUCCAAUGGAAAAACAACAAAUGAAACAAAAACUUAUCAUAAAUCGACACAAGAAGUUGUUAUUUUACAAGGACCACCUGCAUCAGGAAAAAGUACUUUUUCUCGUCGAUAUUUUCAACCUUAUAAUUAUGAGAUAAUCAAUCGUGAUAAACUUCAAACACCUGCAAAAUGUCUCAAAGCAGCAAAAGAAGCUUUAGAUAGUGGUCAAAGUGUCGUUAUCGAUAAUACAAAUCCAGCUGCAGCUUCUCGAUCAGAAUAUAUUGCUCUAGCUGAAUCACAUAAAAUUCCUUGUCGUUGUUUUGUUCUUAAUACACCUAUUGAAUUAUGUCAUCAUUUAAAUUAUGUUCGUGUUCAUCAAACAUCUGGUGAAGUUCGUCGAAUACCUGAUGUUGGCUAUAAUGUGUAUAAGAAAAAUUAUGAAGCACCAAAAGCAAAUGAAGGUCUAGCUGAAAUUAUAAAUAUUGACUUUAUACCAAAAUUUGAUACAGAAACACAUGAAAAAAUUUUUCAUUAUUAUACUGAAUCUUAA